GCGAAGAAGAAUCGCGGCAUUUCAGUGAGCGCGAGCUCUUUGUGUCAGCAGCAGCUAGCAGUUAGCAGCUAACGUUAUAACGCUAAGCCUUAGCAUCAGAUUAGCCUCAUCACAGCCUCAUCACAGCCUCCAGGUGUUCCGGUCAUCACGCUACAGACAAUAAAUCAGCUGACUUGUUACCAUGGCGCUGAGACGAGGACACAUCAGGUACCUGAAGGUGUGCGAGGUGCAGGCCUCUCAGAGUGAUGUCAGAGACGGGCAGCCUAAAGGAGCCUCCACUGGAAAGGAGCUGUACGAUAACGGCUACAGCGAGCAGAUGAUGGACGACGAGGACAGCAGAACCAACCUGAUCGUCAACUAUCUGCCGCAGAGCAUGAGCCAAGACGAGCUGAGGAGCCUCUUCAGCAGCGUCGGAGACGUCGAGUCCGCAAAACUGAUCCGGGACAAAGUGGCAGGCCACAGUUUAGGUUACGGCUUUGUUAACUUUGUUAACCCUAAUGAUGCAGAGAGGGCUAUCAGUACCCUCAAUGGCCUGAGGCUACAGUCUAAAACUAUCAAGGUGUCGUUCGCGCGGCCGAGUUCGGACACGAUCAAAGACGCUAACCUGUACAUCAGCGGGCUGCCGAGGACGCUGAGCCAGCAGGACCUGGAGGACAUGUUCACUCGCUUCGGACACAUCAUCAACUCCAGAGUGCUGGUGGAUCAGGCUUCCGGUCUGUCCAGGGGCGUGGCCUUCAUCCGCUUCGAUAAGCGCGCCGAGGCCGAGGACGCCGUCAAACACCUGAACGGCCACACGCCUCCCGGCAGCUCCGAGCCAAUCACCGUCAAGUUCGCAGCCAAUCCCAACCAGGCUCGCAACUCCCAGAUGAUGUCACAGGUCUACCACGGCCAAUCACGGCGCUUCGGAGGACCGGUCCAUCACCAGGCCCAGAGGUUCAGGUUUUCUCCGAUGAGUGUGGAGCACAUGGGCGGGGGGGGCGGGACCUCCAGCUCCUCCUCCUCCGGUUGGUGCAUCUUCAUCUAUAAUUUGGGGCAGGAAGCGGACGAGGCGAUCCUGUGGCAGAUGUUCGGGCCGUUCGGCGCCGUCGUGAACGUGAAAGUGAUCCGAGACUUCAACACCAACAAGUGUAAAGGCUUCGGGUUCGUUACCAUGACGAACUACGAGGAGGCUGCCAUGGCGAUACACAGCCUGAACGGUUAUCGCCUCGGAGACAAAGUGCUGCAGGUGUCUUUCAAAACCAGCAAGGGACACAAGUAGGG
Scomber japonicus (chub mackerel) is the source of this 1260-nucleotide messenger RNA. Its product is annotated as ELAV-like protein 1-B. Gene Ontology annotation, cellular component: ribonucleoprotein complex. The record is from RefSeq and is a predicted model, not a curated record. Lineage: Eukaryota; Metazoa; Chordata; Actinopteri; Scombriformes; Scombridae. Gene Ontology annotation, molecular function: RNA binding.